This is a messenger RNA of Babesia sp. Xinjiang, 2391 nucleotides long. RefSeq lists its product as uncharacterized. The record is from RefSeq and is a predicted model, not a curated record. The transcript has a single exon. Gene Ontology annotation, molecular function: protein binding. Lineage: Eukaryota; Apicomplexa; Aconoidasida; Piroplasmida; Babesiidae. The coding region runs from base 1 to 2391 and encodes 796 amino acids.
AUGGAGGCGUCAGCGUCGCGGCCUCGGUCGUCGCACCGGAUGAAUGCUCCAGAGCGUCGUCGUGAAGCUGUUACUCGUAAGUCCAAGUACAAUAACACAGGUUUAGAUGUGGAAGCGUUUGCUCGUCGUACUAAGUUUUUACGUGAGGUAUUCCUGGAUCCCGAGAGGAGACACUUGCAUCAAUGGACGGCUACGGAGAAGAAGAUUUUGGCGCUCGACUGGUUCCAUAACCCAUCGUUGUAUAGAAAAUGGACCCCUGGUGAAUCGGAAGAUAUGGCCAGUCGUUUAUAUUCCAAUCUUGUUUUUAACUAUAGCCAUCUUGCAAUGAUAAAUGUAGGUUCUACUGUGAUCCUCUGUCGUUUAAUAAACGAAUUUGUGAACAUUUCGGGGAACUACCAGCUGUUUUUCAUGGUAGUACGUAGUGAGAUCGGUGAGCAACAGAUGCAAGAUAUGCUUCGAGUCGGCCUUAUUUGGCGCGGCGAGCAGACGUCAGAGACGCUGGCUGGUACCAAGACCCUGGUAUACACAGCGCCAAAGAGUGAAGAUUUUCAAUGCUUAUCAGAAGGGAUCAGUUUUAACAUCCAUUCGUUUACAAUUGAGGAGUUGCGUAUCUACAACGCAUGCGAAUCAUGCCAAGAUAGAAAGACUGAGUUACGUACUAGGUUAUGUCUACCUGAAGUGCGUUUUAAGUCCCAUGUGGCCGGGUUAGAGGUUACGUCAGCAAUAGUUGAGAGCCGUCGUAACUAUCUGGCCGCGGUACAGAAAGUUGAUGGGACUGUCCACAUUAUCGACAUGACCAAAAUGCUGCAGGUUACGCUUGAUUUGGUACACAAGUGGAAAAUAUUACACGAUAAGUAUGUAAAGCGUUGUUCUGAUUUCCGUGAGAAAUUGGAGUCUUCAUGGGACCCGACUAGUAAUACCAAGUCCCAGCGGUAUAAGUCUGUGACAUCUUCAGGGAAACCCAUACAAUACUGUACAGGAUGUCUAUUGGGUGACGAUGAACUAAAGGCUCUAGAUGCUUUGCGUCAACAGGCAACUGAGUUUACCUUACCUUCUCAUCCCAUUACUUGCAAGGGCCUUGACGUGACGGAUACGCCAUACAAGGGUGUGCCUAUCCGUCGUUUAUCUCUGGAGACCACCUUAUCCUUUAUAUACACCUCCAUUGAGAAUCUGAAGGUGAUUGUGCCGAUGUACGUGGCAGCACUUGGUGCUACUCGUAUUUGUUUAUGGCGUAUCGGUGAUGUGAACGAUGCGGGCGUUCGUGAGCCCUUUAUGGUGAUGGAAUUCCCUGAGGGAAGUCGUCCUACUGAUGUUACUGCCACGCUGGGUAUAGCAAAGGACUACGUCAGUUUGUUGUCUAACAAGUUCCUCCACGAGCCUCAGCUGUAUGCAAGUGAUGACUCUGGAUUUUUACGUAUGUGGACACUUGGAGCAUCAUCUUGCGAUGCGUCUGUGAAAAUCGAUACCCAUCCCCUGCUUUCUGUGGAUGUCAAUAUGAUGUACCCGAAUAUGAUAGCUAUUGGUGUGGAGACAGGUAAAAUAAAGUUGUACAAUAUCUGGAAGCAAUGUAUGACAGUGGAGGGUCAUCCUCCGGAGGUUGAUUUCGUGCGCAUGACAACUGUGCCGAGUUAUCUCCCUCACAAUGUCUACGAGUACUUGAGUUGGUAUCACCCGGUUGUUAAGGUUAAAUGGGUUAACGCCACUAUGGUGAUGGCUCAAUAUGCGGAGCCUUUAUUUGUGCGUGAGUCUGCAAAUGUAUCUACGGUUGCUAUAUGGAACCUCGCUAAGGAUAUAUUUGAUCGUAACGAUGCGAUACUGUGUAAUCGUUCUUGGGCUCAGGAUAUGACGCAUACAUGGCAUUUGGCAUCGCGUUUGGUAUGUCUACACGGUGGUCAUUAUGGUAGUUUGGGUGGUGUAAUAUCGUCAGAUUGUCGUUGGUCACCUGAGCAUGGUUUGAUAGCUAUAAGUUCGGAUGCUACUGGUCAGUUACAUGUUUAUAAGCCUGGUAUUUGGGCAUGGACUGAUUACGAUGAUGCCUUAUGUUUAGCCCGUUUCCGUGGUGAUGCUGAUUUCCAUUCUAAAAUUUACGAGCGUGUUAGCAAGGAGCAUGAGACGUUGAUGAAACGUAGUGCUGGUGACGUUAUGGCAUCAUCUGAUUUGCGUAAACACCGUGCAAAAUUUGCAGAGUUUAUGGAAGUUGCCAAUCGUGAGUUACGAUUAAUAGAAUCUCAGAAGACGCUAAAGAAUGAUUUUAGUAGUCUUCCUGUUUGGGCUAAGCACACGCUUAAGCUGAAUACUAAUUGCGAACGUUUGAUGAAGCAGAUCCAGAAGAAUCUUCGCGAUUGCGAACUAAUGGAACACAGUACAUCGCAUAACCCAGUCGAGCGUUGA